This is a messenger RNA of Pygocentrus nattereri (red-bellied piranha), 2866 nucleotides long. RefSeq names its product lysophosphatidylglycerol acyltransferase 1 (gene lpgat1). The transcript has 8 exons. The coding region runs from base 495 to 1625 and encodes 376 amino acids. The record is from RefSeq and is a predicted model, not a curated record. Gene Ontology annotation, cellular component: endomembrane system. NCBI's taxonomy places the organism in Eukaryota, Metazoa, Chordata, Actinopteri, Characiformes, Serrasalmidae. Gene Ontology annotation, molecular function: acyltransferase activity.
GCUGCGCCGUGUCUUUCCGCUGAUCUCCGGUUCUCCGUCUGCACUGGAAGCCCAGCAGCUCCUCCACACGGACCGGGGCCACAGCCUCUCUCCCCCUCGCAUCGGGCUGGUUUUCGGGGGGAACUCUGCAAACAUUUCUGGGUUUUUUUUUGCCUGGAGCGUCACGAUUUGCCACCAGCGGCUUCUCCAGGAGCGUCGACACCGUCAACUUGGCGAGAAACGGGGCUUCAGGGCUGCAUCGCGUGAAUCAACGCCGCUGUUAUUACUAUAAUAAACAGUGGGGCUGCUGCCUUUCACAGGAGGCUGCUGAAGCGGCAGCAUGCUGUAGCUCCCUGCAGACGCGCGGACUGGCAGCCCGGCUCAAAAGGCAGCGCUUGACUCGGUGGGAAUGCUGGUGGCGGUGCUUUAGACAGAGGGGUUCAGAUUCACCCUGAUCUCCAUGUGACUUUGACAUCGGCCUGGCUGCUCUUCGUUGCACGACACGUUGCUGCAGAAUGGCACCCUUCCUGGAAGAGGCCCACAGGCUGGGCUGGAUUUUACUGAAGGCACUGCUGCGUUUUACCUUCAUGUUCAUCAAUAAUUGUGUUGCUAUCCCGUCCUAUUGCCUCUACCUGCUUGUGCUGCAGCCUUUGAGAAUAAUGGACAGUCAGACUUUCUGGUACAUUGAGGGGGUAAUGUUCAGGUGGUUGCUGGCGAUGGUGGCAUCGUGGGGCUGGUGUGCAGGAUAUACAGUGACUGAGUGGGGAGAUGACGUAAGGCCCAUAUCUGAAGAUGAAGCGAUGGUCAUUGUGAACCAUCAAGCCACUGGAGAUGUUUGCACUCUAAUGAUGUGCCUGCAGGACAAGGGAACGGUGGUGCGGAAGAUGAUGUGGUUGAUGGACCAUGUGUUUAAAUACACCAAUUUUGGCGUGGUGUCUCUGAUCCACGGAGAUUUCUUCAUUAGGCAGGGAAAAGCACAUCGAGACAAGCAGCUCAUUUACCUGAAGGCUCACUUGGAUAAGUAUUACUACAGCAGGGACAGGAAGUGGAUCGUCUUGUUUCCCGAGGGGGGCUUCCUGCGAAAGCGGCGGGAGACGAGCCAGUCGUUUGCCAAGAAAAACGACCUGCCAUAUUUGACCCAUGUGACACUGCCACGUCUGGGGGCCACUCAGGUCAUCCUGAAGAACCUGGGACCCCAGCAGGAGAACGGCACUCUGGGAACGGAUGGUGGACCACCCGGCCAGAGUGCUGCCAAGCCUAAAGGACUGCAGUGGGUGGUUGACGUGACCAUAGCAUACCCCAAUGCCAAACCUAUGGACAUUCAGACUUGGAUCUUUGGCUAUAGACCGCCUACAGUUACACAUGUGCACUACAGGACAUACGCCAUAAAAGAUGUCCCAGUGGAGACAGAGGCUCUGGCAGACUGGCUAUAUCAGAGAUUUGUGGAGAAAGAGGAACUUCUGGCCCACUUCUACCAGACAGGAGCGUUCCCUCCACCGAAGGGACAGAAGGAGGCAGUUUCCCGAGAGAUGACCCUCAACCCUGUGUGGCUCUGCGCUGUUCAGUCGUUUGCCUUCGUCUCUGGCUACAUGUGGUACAACAUCCUACAGCACAUCUACUGCUGGUUCUUCUCCGUGCUGUGGUGAGGAAGAAAACGAGAGAGAGAUGAGGGGGGAGUGAGAGAGGGGGAGCAACGUGGAGGAUGAAUAAAGAAAAGAGAAAGGGGCCAUAGCUGCUGACCUUCAGUUGACCUUGGAUCUGUUAAACAGCCCCAGAAACAGUCUUCACUGGACGGAUGGCAGAGUGGACGUUUGCAAAAGAACGGCAUCUGCGUUUGUUGUAUUUGACCCUAAACCCUAAACUCCGACCCGGAUUCACAAACACAAUAUAGACAGCCCUGCAAUAUACAUUCACACCCACCACUAAAUAUGUAGAAACAGAUGACGUCAUGUUUACACAUGCAUACAUACACACAUGCAAACUUACAUACAUAUAUAUUAUAUUAUGCACGUCUAAAUGUUUACUCAUGCACAUGUGGACACAUUUUUUUAUUUUAACUACAAUCAAGAAUUAGGCUCAGGAAUAAGCCAGAUAGUUUCUGAUAUUUUUACCCACCCACCCCCCCCUUUUUUUAUUUUUAUUAUUAUUUUUUUAUGCCGUGGGUAACACUAACCUGCUCUUCUCCUCUUCUGUUCAUUGAGAAGAGCUUCCAAAGGAUCUUUCAUCUUUCUUUUUUUCCCCCCCAUCUCUUUUCGCCCUCCGUACACUGAGACUGAAGACGAGGGGAACCUCCGCAGAUCGUCCUCCGGACUUUCAUUGCACUAUAGAUCUGUACCGCCUGUCCUGUAUCCGUGGAAACAGCCCUGUCGUGUGCGUUCUGCUUACGUUUUUGUUUUGGUUUUUUUAAUAAUUUUUUCGUCGGUGUUUGUCCCGUGUUCGUCCGUGCGCUAAAAUUUCUCGUGUCUCGUGCGUAGACAGUAUUGCGAGAGCCGACUGAAUGGUUGUUCAUGUUUACACUGGCCGCCCGUUGGACGGAGUACACGGAGAUCAGCCCGUCGCUGAUUGAUUGAUGGCUAACUGCUAACUCAGUGGAGGGGGGGCCUCAUUCGUUCCCCUCUGCCGCAUACAUAAACACGCAGGGACAUCGGAGUACUCACCGAACUGCUAGUAGACAAGCUGCGGAGUCGAUGUAUGUGCCCUCUCUCUCCCUAGUCUACAUAUAUUUUGGUGUUUUACAGAUAUAAUUAAGCCAUAUGCUUAGUGUCUGAGGGCUGAUGGAGAAGAUCUGACUCUUCUGACUGGACGAUUGACUGAGUAAUGUUGAAAAUGCAGCAUUCUGCAAAGAAUAUAGGAAAAAAAGAAAAAAAAAUUAGGCUUACAGGUGUCA